Protopolystoma xenopodis is the source of this 258-nucleotide messenger RNA. The record is from the annotation of a GenBank genome assembly. Lineage: Eukaryota; Metazoa; Platyhelminthes; Monogenea; Polystomatidea; Polystomatidae.
AUGUCAACAGUAUCGAAAGCAGGAUCGAACUAUGCCUUGAAGCAAUCUCUCUGGAGCCAAUUUCGGACUGCAUGGUGGCCUAUCUUUCGUCUGGAUCCUGAGACAGUCUCUGGAAGGACAGUUCAACAGAGGCGUCUGCUUAACCAGGCCUUUGCGGAUGUCGUUGGAGCCUGUAAUUCUCUCUCGAUUGUGACAAUAGAGUCUGGUCUGUCUGAUUGCAUUUCCACUCUGGUCCGCAACAUCGAUGCUGGCGAUUAG